GGCGACGCGAUCGUCGGAGUCGCCGCCAACAACCUCUACAAGUUCAGGCGGCUGCCGUCUGCAGCCGUCGUCUGGGCUGCUGUGCGCCGCGGCGUUGCCCAGGGCCAUGGGCCUCUGCCGCCGUCGCCCUUCAACCUCGAGCUCAGCGCCGACAACGUGCUGGGCGUGGCGGCGGGGGUGCUGGCCUUACCCGACCCGCUCGGAGCGGCGCCCGCUGCCGCAGCGCCUGGCGCGCUGGCCUUGGCUGGCGCGGCCGCGCCCCCCGCGGGCGCCCCUGGGCCGCCUGCCGCGGCGGCCGCUGCGCCCGAGGGCGGGGUGGGCGCGCUGGCUGCGGCGCGCGGUGCGGGGGGGGGGGCCGCCCUGCCUGCCGCCGCUGGCCCUCCGGGCGUCGGCGCCGCCGCCGCGGCCCCCGCGGCCCCAGGCGUUGCGGGGCCUGAUCCCCGUGUGAUGGCCACCGUCCUCGACGCUCGCGGGUUGCGGGACAUGCCCUUCAGUGACGCUGUGAAGCGCCAGACCGAGACCCCCCGCGCCGACUGGCCCGCGAAGGGCCCAAGGACCACGAUGUGGGUGCUCCACUUCAUGCUCCGCAUGGCUGGCGGGGCGAUGGCGUGGCACAACCGCUGGAUGGCCAUGAUGCAGGCCUUAGAGACGGACGACACCGCUAAGCUGCGCGAGACGCUGUGCCGCGCCAUCGAGACCUCGCUCUGCCACGACCAGCUGAUCAUCUGCGAGCUGGCCUCCUACGAGUUCCUGUCGCGGCAGCUGCAGUUGGUGGAGGAGCGCUUCUUCGAGGAGCGCGCGCGCAGGACCCACCCUGCGCCCAAGGCCAAGGGCCAGGCCAAGGACGGCGCCGCGGCCGCGGCCGCCGACGUCUCCUCUGAGAUCGGCCACUUCCUCGGCACUGGAGAGGCGAUGGGCAACUUGUGCAUUUGCCCAGCCUUGAUGGACUGGAUCGCCGACCAGAUGAAGAGUGAGAGGGGCCUCACGACGUGCAGCCUGUUCGUGAGCCUGGCCAGCUUGGCCCCGAGCCCUUCGAGGCUCCACCUGGCUUGGAGUUGCCCAGACGAGGUGACCGUCGCCAGCGUGACGUUUUUCCGCUUCCUCUUCUUCCAGUGGAUGGGCGUCGCCAUCUUCUGCCUGGUCGUGGGGCUCGUCUGCGCGCCGCCAAAGGCAGCCUCAGUGGACUACAUCGCGGGCUUGCACCGCGACUUCGAGCUGCCCGCCGCCUACUCGGAGAGAGGCCGCGAUUGCGAAUCAUCCCUCGUAGAGAUGCUCGCGCAGGCACCUGGCUACGCUGGUGACAGCGGUCGAGUGCGCCCCUACAGCAUGCCGCUUGUGGCCUGGCCCGAGUCGGCGAAGGCAGUCUCCACCUGCGGCGUCGUCUCCGAGGCCGACUCCAUCGUGCUGCAGGAUUGGAGGCAGAGUAUGCUGAAUCCCGAGUCAGUGGCGGCGGAGCUGCGCGAAUCGCUGGGG
Prorocentrum cordatum is the source of this 1473-nucleotide messenger RNA. The record is from the annotation of a GenBank genome assembly. NCBI's taxonomy places the organism in Eukaryota, Dinophyceae, Prorocentrales, Prorocentraceae.